Molecule: messenger RNA, 2181 nt
Organism: Erigeron canadensis
Lineage: Eukaryota; Viridiplantae; Streptophyta; Magnoliopsida; Asterales; Asteraceae
Product: lysine--tRNA ligase
Exons: 17
Coding region: 98-1957 (619 amino acids)
Biological process (GO): lysyl-tRNA aminoacylation
Cellular component (GO): cytoplasm; cytosol
Molecular function (GO): tRNA binding; ATP binding; lysine-tRNA ligase activity
Source: RefSeq, a predicted model, not a curated record
CUUUCUCUCUCUCUUUUAAGCCGCCAUUUUCCCCAAAACCCUAAAAUAACCGCCAUUAUAUCCAAUUCCUUCUUCUUCUUCUUCUGCUACUCCUUCAAUGGCGGACCCAGCUAAUAAUAUACCUAACGACGACAACAACGAUAACUCGGCUUUUUCUUCCAAUCCAGCAGAGAAAACCGUUAGCAAAAAUGCUCAGAAGAAAGAGCUGAAGAACCAAAAGAAGGAGGAAGAGAAACGCCUUAAGGAAAAGGAAAAGGAGAAAAAGGCUGCCGAAAAGCCAAAAUCAGCAGUCUCGAAGCAGGCUGCUGCAGAUGACGAGGAGAUGGACCCAACGCAAUAUCAUGACAACAGGCUGAAAGCGCUUGAGGCUCAAAAGGCAGAAGGAUUGAAUCCUUACCCUCACAAAUUCCAUGUAUCGAUGUCUGUUCCUGAAUACAUACAGAAGUAUGAAUACUUGAAUAAAGGGGAACAUUUGGAGGAUGUUGAAGUAUCGUUGGCUGGGCGACUGAUGAGCAAACGAUCUUCAUCAUCAAAGCUGUUUUUUUACGACUUGAUUGGUUCUGGGGCUAAGGUGCAAGUUAUGGCUGAUGCAAGGACUUCCAUUUUGGAUGAAGUUGAAUUUUCCAAGUACCAUGCUGGUGUGAAGCGUGGAGAUAUUGUUGGCGUCGUCGGGUUUCCAGGAAAAAGCAAGAAAGGCGAGCUGAGUAUUUUCCCAAAGUCAUUCACAGCUUUAUCACAUUGUCUUCAUAUGAUGCCUAGGCAAAAGAGUGCAGCUGCUGUUGAAAAUCCUAAUAUAAAGAAGUUGGAUGCUUGGACUCCUGGAAUUAGUAGAAAUCCUGAUGCUUAUAUAUUGAAGGACCAGGAAACUCGUUAUCGCCAGCGUUAUCUGGAUUUGAUGGUAAAUUCUGAAGUUAGACAUAUAUUCAAAACCCGAGCAAAGAUCGUAGCUUAUGUUAGACGUUUUCUCGACAAUCUUGAUUUUUUGGAGGUUGAAACUCCUAUGAUGAACAUGAUUGCUGGCGGGGCAGCAGCGCGUCCAUUUGUGACACAUCACAAUGAUCUAAACAUGCGACUGUUUAUGCGAAUUGCCCCUGAACUUUAUCUGAAGGAGCUUGUUGUUGGUGGACUUGAGCGUGUAUAUGAGAUUGGUAAACAGUUCAGGAAUGAGGGAAUAGAUCUGACACACAAUCCUGAAUUCACAACCUGUGAAUUCUAUAUGGCUUAUGCAGAUUAUAAUGAUGUGAUGGAGCUAACUGAACAAAUGUUGAGUGGCAUGGUCAAGGAGCUGACAGGUGGUUACAAGGUUAAAUAUCAUGCCAAUGGGUUAGAUAAUGACCCUAUUGAAAUCGACUUCACUCCCCCUUUCAGACGGAUUGAUAUGAUUGACGGGUUGGAGGAGAUAGCCAAUCUUAGCAUACCCAAAGACCUUGCGAGUGAUGAAGCCAAUAAAUAUCUUGCUGAUGCAUGCACGAAGUUUGAUAUCAAAUGUCCUCCGCCUCAAACAACAGCAAGAUUGUUGGACAAGCUUGUUGGACACUUUUUGGAGGAGCAAUGUGUUAAUCCUGCUUUUAUUAUAAACCACCCUGAGAUAAUGAGUCCACUGGCAAAAUGGCAUCGUUCCAAGCCAGGCUUAACUGAACGUUUUGAAUUGUUUAUCAACAAGCAUGAGCUUGCCAAUGCAUACACUGAACUUAAUGAUCCAGUGGUACAGCGAGAACGCUUUGCCAAUCAACUGAAGGAUCGACAAUCAGGGGAUGAUGAAGCAAUGGCUUUAGAUGAGACUUUUAUUAAGGCUCUUGAAUAUGGUUUACCACCAACUGGUGGGUGGGGUUUGGGUAUUGAUAGGCUUACAAUGUUGCUUACGGAUUCACAGAACAUCAAGGAAGUUCUACUUUUCCCGGCUAUGAAACCACAGGAUGAGCCUCCUGUCAAAGCUGUAGAAGCUUUGAAAAUCUGAUAUGAUAUCUUCAGUUUUGCGUUCACAAGGUGAUCAGGGUCCAAGUUUUGCUCAAUACGGUUCAUGUUGGAUAUUGCUUUGCUUCGACAGUCUUGUGAGACUGUCAAAAUCUGUGAUCAAUAGUUUAGUACUAAAAGUUGAAAUGUUACUAUCUGAUGUGCUACAGCAUAUUUCCAAAUUGAAAUUACAAUAUUUUUUAUUUGAUACUGCAGCUGUUAUGCAAA